Abrus precatorius (Indian licorice) is the source of this 2308-nucleotide messenger RNA. RefSeq names its product type I inositol polyphosphate 5-phosphatase 2-like. The record is from RefSeq and is a predicted model, not a curated record. NCBI's taxonomy places the organism in Eukaryota, Viridiplantae, Streptophyta, Magnoliopsida, Fabales, Fabaceae. The transcript is spliced from 11 exons. Bases 188 to 1978 code for a protein of 596 amino acids. Gene Ontology annotation, molecular function: phosphatidylinositol-3,4,5-trisphosphate 5-phosphatase activity; phosphatidylinositol-4,5-bisphosphate 5-phosphatase activity; inositol-polyphosphate 5-phosphatase activity. Gene Ontology annotation, biological process: phosphatidylinositol dephosphorylation.
UCAAAUAACUCCAACUUUGUUUUGUUAAUUGUUACGAUCUGAGAAGACCUCUUAUUUAAAUAUUAGCUGCCAAAUAGUGUUUAAAGCAUGUCAGAGACUGCUUUCAUAUUUAAGAGCUUGAGGUUUGAAAGUCUUGCACUGUGCAUAAGUGCUUUUUGGUUCAGUUAUAGUAUUUUGACCUGAGGCUAUGAGAGCAAAGAGAGGAAAGCGCUCAGAGGCCUUUUGGCCCUCCAUUGUGAUGAAGAAAUGGUUGAACAUAAAGCCAAAGGUGUAUGAUUUUAGUGAAGAUGAAGUGGACACUGAAACUGAGAGUGAAGAUGAUGCUUGCUCUCUUAAAGAUUCAAGAAUGGGCGUGCGUGAAGAUAAUAAUCCACUUAGAACACAAUCCAUAUUCCCAAGUCAAACAUCAGAUGCAUCUUGUAAGGGCUACAAGAUGAGACAUAGAAGAGGGAAAUCAGAAACUCUGCGUGUUCAAUACAUAAAUACAAAGGAAGUGAGGGUAACAAUUGGCACUUGGAAUGUUGCUGGAAGACUUCCACCUAAGGAUCUUGAAAUUGAGGGCUGGCUUUGCACUGAGGAGCCAGCAGAUAUUUACAUUAUUGGUUUCCAGGAGGUAGUCCCCUUGAAUGCUGGAAAUGUUCUGGGAGCAGAGGAUAACACACCCAUCAGAAAAUGGGAAGCAAUUAUUCGAAGAACACUAAAUAAAUCUUCUGAACCUGAAAGCAAACACAAAAGUUACAGUGCCCCUUCUUCACCUGUUCUAAGAGCUUCUGCUUCUGCUGAUGUUCUAGUUGACAGUAAAGAUGUUAAUACACUAGAGAUGAUGAAUGAAGAGUACUUAGCAACUUUUGACAAUGAUGAGCUAGAACAGCAGGAAGUGAAAAGCAUAAUUGGUAUAGGAAAAAGUUUACAGUUGAGGAAAAUAUAUGAUGACAUUGAUCUUCAAACUAUAUUUGAUUGGCCUGAACGUCCACUAGAUGCUAUUCCCGAUGCUAAUUCCAAUCCAAAGUUGCGUAGAGUACUAAGCAGCUCAGAUAGAAUUGGCUUUAACUGGACAGAAAAUACAUUAAAAUAUGGUGGUGGAAUGAAACGUUCACACCAUAGUUCUGGAAAUUUGGGUUUGUUAUGGAAAGAGCAGCAAGUGAUGCCUGAAGAAGUGAUUGAUACCCUUGAUGACUUAUCUGAUAUGUUAUCUGAUGAGGAAGAUGAUGCUUUUUUUGAAUUACCAAAUGACAAUGAUAAUGGAAUGGGUUGUAUGAAGUCACAUCCUAAGUAUGUUCGGAUUGUCAGCAAGCAGAUGGUAGGAAUAUAUGUGUCUGUUUGGGUGCAAAGGAGGCUGAGAAGGCACAUUAAUAAUUUGAAAGUUUCUCCUGUUGGGGUUGGUCUUAUGGGCUACAUGGGAAACAAGGACGGGGCAGAAAUAAGACGAAACUCGGAUGUUCAUGAAAUUCUACGACGCACCUGUUUCUCAUCCGUCUUUGAUACAGAUCAACCACAAACAAUACCAUCUCAUGAUCAAAUUUUCUGGUUUGGGGAUUUGAAUUAUCGGAUCAAUAUGAUGGAUGGAGAGGUUCGAAAGCUGGUAGCUCAAAAGAAAUGGGACGAACUCAUGAAUUAUGAUCAGCUAAGUAACGAAUUGCGUGGUGGGCAUGUAUUUGAUGGAUGGAAAGAGGGGUUGAUAAACUUCCCACCCACUUACAAGUACGAAUUUAAUUCUGAUAAAUACAUUGGUGAGAAUCUAAAGGAAGGGGAAAAGAAGAGAUCUCCAGCUUGGUGUGAUCGUAUAUUGUGGCUAGGAAAAGGAAUAAAGCAACUUGAAUAUAGACGUGCAGAAAAUAAGCUCUCAGAUCAUAGACCAAUUAGUUCAAUAUUCUCCAUUGAUGUUGAAGUAUUUGACCCCCGUAAACUGCAACGAGCUCUAAAUUUCACCAAUGCAGCAGUACACCCAGAGGUUUUCCUUAAAGGUGGGGACUUGUGACUAUGACCUACAAACGCACCAACUCUUGGGUGUUUUUGGCUAUAAAGUAACCUAGAUAAGGACGUCAACUUCAAGGAGUGAAACCUCAAGUUUGCCAUGCACGCAACCUCAGUUUUAAGGAUCUGAAUUAGUUACAUAGAAGAGAUAGUUAUAGACAAAUGUGUAUAUGCAUAAAAUAGAAUAUUGUGUGACACUUCCAGGGUUUUACUUUUUUCUUUUCUUUUUCUAAUUAAAAAUCUAGUCAACAGGUUUAUACGAUUUUGAUCUCAGGUGUGCAGUUUGUAUGAACGUUCAGUUUGUUGUUAAUCUUCUCAAUAAUAAAACUUUUUG